Molecule: messenger RNA, 987 nt
Organism: Bactrocera latifrons
Lineage: Eukaryota; Metazoa; Arthropoda; Insecta; Diptera; Tephritidae
Product: cytochrome b5
Exons: 3
Coding region: 277-648 (123 amino acids)
Cellular component (GO): intracellular membrane-bounded organelle; membrane
Molecular function (GO): heme binding
Source: RefSeq, a predicted model, not a curated record
GAACAGACGUAAACACCUUCUUAUCGCUUCGAAAUGCAGAAAUACGUAUGGACGUAUGUAUAUACAGUAAUAUCUGUAUUAAUUGGCAUCGAAUGGGCUGGCGGAACUCCUGUUGUAGAAUGUAAAUAAAAGACUCUACAUUCAAAUUGGUUCGAUGUCAGUUGAUGUGGGCAUCCGAUCGCGUCAAGACGUGCAACACUCGAGGAAUUGCCAUUCGAUUUCGAAAAUAUACAGUUAUUAUUUUUUACUGUUGUUGUUGGUGUAAUCUUAGUAAACAUGUCACAGGAGUACAGUGUUAGUGAGGUGGCACAGAACAACGGUCGCGAUGGCAAGCCUGUGUGGAUUAUUUACAAAGAGAGCGUCUACGACGUGACGAAGUUCAUAAACGAACAUCCGGGUGGUGCAGAGUCCAUACUCGAAUAUGCGGGUAAAGACGCCACAAAAGCAUUCAAUCAAGUUGGUCAUUCCUCCGAUGCCAUUAAGGAAAUGAAGUCGUAUAAAAUAGGCGUGAUUAGAAAAGAGGGUAUGCAAGUACUCAGCACACAGCCGACAUCCGCAGACAUUGAUCUAAAUGAGAAACAGAAACAACAGCAAGCAAAUUCUUCCGCAUCGGAAAAGAAACGAAUUAAAUUUUUCUUUUGUUGUUGAAUAAAAAAAAAAAGAGGCGAUCAAUUUGGGAGAGUCUGCCUGACUGUGAUUAAACUGAAUUCACUCAUACUAAGUCAUAUUCAUAGCGAAACAUUUAUGUCGGUCUGAUCGCACGAAUUCGUGCAGUGCGAGGUGCAAAUGUACGAAUUGAAGACGCAAAGGGGUAAAAUUAAAAAUUUGUUAUUUAUUAGCUUCACUUACAUUAUAUAAUGUUGUUUGAAUUCGUACUUAUGUACAUAAUAUAAUUAAAUAUACGUAGUUUACGUUACAAGUUAAAAAUUAAUUUAUUGUAUUUAGUUAAUAAGUGUUAAAUGCCAAUAAAUGCACAUUAUAAUACAA